Molecule: messenger RNA, 546 nt
Organism: Adineta steineri
Lineage: Eukaryota; Metazoa; Rotifera; Eurotatoria; Adinetida; Adinetidae
Source: the annotation of a GenBank genome assembly
AUGAAGUGUUCCGUUAUCUGCUCAUCAUUGAUAGUUGCAUUGGCUUUACUUGUUGGUUCAACAAUUCAAGCUGAUUCAUCAUAUCCAUCGAGAUAUUUGACAAAAAAGAGUAAUGAACCGGAAAGUCGUAUCGAACCAGUUACAACAACUCUUAUUGUCAGCGCUUUAGCUCCUGUCGUUCUUAAUCUUUUCACUGGUAUGUUGGGUAGUUUAUUCAAUAAACCAAAUGAUAUUGAAGAACGUGUUAUUUAUGGUCGUCCAAUGCAAGUAAAAUUAUGUGGUGUUGAAAAUUGUAUUCAAGUAUUAGAUAAAGGUUCAGGUAUCACAACAGUUGGUAAAGGUGAUAAUGUUCAACAUGCAUUAGGUGAUGCUGUCGGUGCAAUGUUAACAUCAUUAUUAGAACGAAAUUUAUUAAGUAUGCAUGAUUUAUGUCGUGAACAUAUUCAUUUUCCACAUCCGGAUAGAGAAAAUUGUCCAAAUGUAGAAAUUAAUACUUGUGAACUUAGCAAACCUGUCUUACCUCAACGUAAAAAUACAAAUCUAUAG